This is a messenger RNA of Strongylus vulgaris, 573 nucleotides long. The record is from the annotation of a GenBank genome assembly. NCBI's taxonomy places the organism in Eukaryota, Metazoa, Nematoda, Chromadorea, Rhabditida, Strongylidae.
AUGUCUGACUUGCUGAAGUCACGAAGCCCAGCUCCAUUCUCGCUGUCGACAUCACCAAACGAUCGAGGGCACGCAUUUUCUGGAAACGCCACUCACGACGAUCUAUCCUCCUCCUUCACGGAAAUUCUAUCAUCACUGAACAGAUCGUUGCCUCUUUCUAAUGUCUCGAACGUCACCAGCGACAGUGGCUACGAUGUGCGAGAUGAGCGGGCGCCAACUGACUUGUCCAGGGUGGAUGGACACCCAUCGUCGUCGGACAAUGGCCAGUCGACUGCCUCCUUCUUAACAGCUCCAGAAGUCAUUGACGAUCACUCACCAUCGUCCGCGGUUCCUCCGAGCACUUCCGACACGGAGAUACGUCUCGAGAGCAGGGACAGUCUCUUAAGCGGAUCAGAGUACGCCGGUCCCGCCCAUCCAGCCACAGGCGACUCGAUGUUCGACCGAUUCCAGGCCGGUCCCUCCUCGCAGAAAGACGAAAUGUCACUAUGGUACAGGAAUAUGUACAAGAAAAUGCAUAAAAUCGAUAACCAGGAAGGUGCGUUUGAUGUUCGAACAAUUCUGUUGCACCAUUGA